GGAUUACUCGACCCGCGACCCGUUUCAACUGCGGGCAUUUCACAUCCUAUCGAGUAUCGAGUUCUUGGUCUCGACAGUCUUGGAAUCGGAGUCUCUGCCACUGCACCAUCGAUGAAACAAUGAACUCAGCUGCUGCAGCUGGAAGACGACUCUUUGAGGGAGUAGGUGAUGGCCGGUUUUGUAUCAACACUGAGAAAUGGAAGCUAUUUCUGGUGGUCGUUGCCGCACUAUUGGCAUCGUUGGCUUUCAAAUCUAAUGCAUCGGAGACAAUUGGAGAGUGGCAAAUUCUUACCAAACAUAAUUUUUCUUCUCAGAUCAGACUUCAUCCGCAUAUUCUGCUUCUCGUCACACUGCCUUGGUCUGGUGAGUCACGAGCCCUAAUGAGAGAUAUAGCACAUCUGAUUGAAAAUAAAAAAGAAAGCUAUAGUUCAUUAAAGCUGAUGUUCAUGUACAGAAACACGGAGAAGAUGUUAGUACAUGCAAUUGGUGCUACAUCAGAGGAGACAAAUGUUAUUUUCUACCAUCAUUCUGUAUCUUACAAGUAUCAAGGGAGACUAACGGCCCAAAAUAUAGUAUUCUCAAUUUAUCCAUCCAUGUCACUAUUGCCUGAAGAACUCCCCUUUACGCUCUUGAAUACCCCCGAGGACUUGAAGUCCUUCCUUGAUUCAACUGAUAGGGCCUUGCUUCUCAUGGAAUUUUGUGGAUGGACCCCAAAAUUGCUGUCCAAGGGGAUAAAGAGUAAUUUUACAGAUGAUCUUCUUGGAACAACUGAUGAAUGUGAUAGAAUUCAAACAUCGAGAGGGAAGAAUAACAGCAAGUCUUGGAACAAGAAUACGGACAUGAUGUGUAGUAUUGAAAAAGGAUAUGAUGGAGUUCCUUGGCUUGGGGAGUUCAGUUCAGGAAAUGAAACUUCUUUUACAGAGACUAAGUCUACAAAUCAUUCUUUUCCAUCAUCCUGCAAUAUUGAAGACUUCGAGCGGUACAACUCUUUCUUCACAAAUUUAUUAGCUGUUGCCAGAGAACUCUUCCUGCCCAGAGAGAAGCAUGGGUUUGGUCUGAUUUCCAAUAGAUUGAUGCUUUCUUCUCUUGGAAUUGAAGAUUCGGAUUCGUGGUUUGCAGCACUUCGUUUUGCUGGAUGUCCCAGAUGUUCAAAAAUUCUGAGAGAAGGUGAUGACCUUAAGCAAAAUUUACAGAUGAAUAAUUUCAUUGUUUCAGAGCUUGAAGUAGAUGGGAGCAGUCAGCAGCCUGCUUUGCCAGUCAAUAAGCCAUCAAUAAUUCUAUUUGUGGAUAGAUCAUCCAACUCAUCAGAAUCUAGACGAGAAAGUAAGGUGGCUCUUGGUGACUUCAGAGAAUUAGCACAGCAGUAUUGCACUUCUUAUCCAAUAACUGAACCUUUGCUCCAAAAAUAUCCAAUUAUGAGAGGUACCUUGGAACCUCCCAGAUUAAAGUUGUCUCCAGCAUCUCGGUUGAUUAAAUUGGAGGAUAAGAUGUCUGCUGUCAUGAUUGUGAAUGAGGGAAAACUUGUCACUUUGGAUAAAUUAACUUCAGAACUGCAAGGAAAUUCAUUGCCUCAGAUCCUAUCACUGCUUCAGAAAAAGGAGGCUAAGUUAAGCUCCCUCGCAAGGAAUUUGGGGUUUCAGCUCUUAUCUGAUGAUAUUGAUGUUAAAUUAGCAAGUUCGUCGCCUGAGGUGACAGAAGUUCAACCUUUUGAAGUGUCACCAGAGAUAUCCCAGGAAGGCCCUGUGAUACAUAGUGUUCAACUGGAUGAAGAUCAGUCGAAUAAUGGCAGAUGUGUGUCCGCCAAAGAGCAUAUGGAAGCUUCAGAAUUCUGUACCGUUGAAUCUUCUCCCCUGCAAGAUAAUGAGAAGAGAACUAGCAUUCAUACAGUUGAGGAUCAUGAUUUUAUACAGUCUGAUGAAUCAGCUCCCCACCAGAAAUUAGAUGUUGCUCAAAACAUUAAAGUUGAAGAAAAAUCUUCUUUAACAAUGGAAACAUCUUUGGAUGAGAACCUCCACUUCCAAGGUUUUGAAGGUUCAUUUUUCUUCUCUGAUGGUAACUAUCGAUUACUUAAAGCUUUGACAGGUCAAUCGAAGUCCCCAGCUUUGGUAAUAGUUGAUCCCCUUCUGCAGCAACAUUAUGUCUUUCCAGUAGAGAAAACAUUAAGCUAUUCUUCACAGGCCGAUUUUUUAAGCAGUUUUCUCAAUAGAAGCUUACUUCCAUAUCAACACUCUGAGUCUGUUAUCAAGAGCCCUAGGGCAGCUGUUAGCCCACCAUUUCUUAAUUUGGAUUUUCAUGAGGUGGAUUCUGUUCCUCGGGUUACAGCUCUUACUUUUUCCAAACUUGUUAUUGGUUUCAACCAAUCUGAAUCCAUAAAUGAGUUCAAUGCAUAUAGCAAGGAUGUGUUGGUUCUGUUCAGCAAUAGUUGGUGUGGCUUUUGCCAGAGAACCGAAGUAGUUGUUCGUGAAGUUUAUCGUGCGAUCCAGGGUUCUGUUAAUAUUCUGAAGAGUGGAUGUGGAAAGGAAAAAAAAAUGUUAAGUGGACUAGUGUUUUUAUUCACAUUGCAUUUCGCAGAAACUCAGACAGAUCUACUAUCAAAGCUUCCGCUUAUCUACUUAAUGGACUGCACACUGAACGAUUGCAGUUCAAUUUUAAAGUCAAUUGAUCAGAGAGAAGUAUAUCCUGCACUUUUGUUAUUUCCAGCAGAAAGGAAGAAAGCUAUAGUGUAUGAAGGUGAUCUAGCCGUAAACGAUAUUAUUAAAUUUGUGGCAGAACAAGGAAGUAAUUCUCAACAUCUUAUCAAUCAGAAGGGAAUUCUAUGGACAGUGGGCGAAAACCGAAUUGAACCCACCAAGUCAUUUGAAGAUGCAGGACCUACUCAUCUUCAGGAAAAGGAUGCUAUUCUGAAUGAAAAGUACCACGAAGUCCUAAUGACAGACAGGAAAGUGGAAAGUGCUACAAGAUUCAGUCACAUAAACCUCCAUAUCGCAAACGGCGAGGAUGAUUUCGCACCUCCUAUAACUGUUGGAUCGAUUUUAAUCGCCACCGACAAGCUUGUUGGUUCACAGCCUUUUGCUAAUUCUCAGAUUCUGAUUGUGAAGGCAGAUCAAACCAUUGGUUUCCAUGGCCUGAUAACCAACAAGCACAUCAGAUGGGAUUCUCUCCAAGACUUAGCAGAAGGUUUAGACGUGCUAAACGAGGCGCCAUUGUCUCUUGGGGGACCACUCAUAAAACGCAAAACGCCUCUCUUGGCCUUAACUCAAAGAGUUUCUAAAGACCUGCAUUUCGAAGUCCUACCGGGCAUCUACUUCCUGGAUCAGGUAGCUACAGUACAGGAAAUAGAAGAGAUCAAGUUAGGGAAUCACUCAGUUACUGGAUAUUGGUUUUUCUUGGGUUAUUCAAGUUGGGGUUGGGAUCAGCUGUAUGAUGAAAUUGCUGAAGGAGCUUGGAGAUUAUCCGACGAUAGCACGAGUUACUUAGAAUGGCCAGAAGUUUGACAACUUUUUGCUGCACCAUAAGAGCUUUUAGAGCUAACAAAACAGGUCAGUGCACACAACUAAUUCAUACAAAAUGAGACCAUUUGAUUUGCAAGAUUGUCAUGUUCAUGAUGUACAAAUUUGGUGUGGCUGGAUUUUUGUAAAAUUGCUUUUGUAGGUAAUUCAUUCCCACAACCUAACCUCUAUCCAUGUUCCUUGAGUAUAAGGGGGUUUUUGUUUUUAA
Molecule: messenger RNA, 3717 nt
Organism: Momordica charantia (bitter melon)
Lineage: Eukaryota; Viridiplantae; Streptophyta; Magnoliopsida; Cucurbitales; Cucurbitaceae
Source: RefSeq, a predicted model, not a curated record